Messenger RNA from Manis pentadactyla (Chinese pangolin), 2995 nucleotides. RefSeq names its product olfactory receptor-like protein OLF3. Bases 373 to 1326 code for a protein of 317 amino acids. Gene Ontology annotation, biological process: G protein-coupled receptor signaling pathway. Gene Ontology annotation, molecular function: G protein-coupled receptor activity; olfactory receptor activity. The record is from RefSeq and is a predicted model, not a curated record. Lineage: Eukaryota; Metazoa; Chordata; Mammalia; Pholidota; Manidae. Gene Ontology annotation, cellular component: membrane. The transcript is spliced from 3 exons.
CUCAGGAUGGAUGCACUAGGUGUGCACAUCAACCAACUCCACAGUCACGAGUCAAAGAAAUCUUUCUCUGAAUGAAAGCGCACUUCCAUGGACAGUUCAAGUUCAUGAAGGAUGUCAAACCCAACUUAGAGUUAUCAGCCACCUGCCAGGCCCUGGGUUCUGUGCCCAUGCGCUGGGAUGACGCCAAUAUUCCUGCUCAGGAUGGAUGCACUAGGUGUGCACAUCAACCAACUCCACAGUCACGAGUCAAAGAAAUCUUUCUCUGAAUGAAAGCGCACUUCCAUGGACAGUUCAAGUUCAUGAAGGUAUGGCUCUGAGUCACACUGAGCAGCGUCAGAGAAACAUAUCUGCAGAUUAAUAAUCUGUUCUUUAAUGGACACGGAUAACCAGACAUGGGUGAGAGAGUUUAUCCUCCUUGGCCUGUCCCGUGACUGGGACACUCAGGUCUGUCUUUUUGUCCUGUUCUUGGUCAUGUACCUGGCGACAGUGCUGGGGAACUUCCUCAUUGUCCUUCUGAUCAGACUGGACAGCGGACUCCACACUCCCAUGUAUUUCUUCCUCAGCAACCUCUCCCUUGUUGAUGUGUCUUAUGCCACAAGCAUCGUCCCUCAGAUGCUGGUGCAUCUUCUUGCAGAACAUAAAGCUAUCCCCUUUGUGAGCUGUGCAUCCCAGUUAUUCUUCUCCCUGGCCUUGGGUGGGAUUGAGUUUGUUCUACUGGCAGUGAUGGCCUAUGACCGCUAUGUGGCUGUGUGUGACCCCCUGAGGUACUCGGUCAUCAUGCAUGGAGGGCUCUGUGCCAGAUUGGCCACCACAUCCUGGGUCAGUGGGUCUGUCAAUUCUCUCAUGCAGACCGCCAUCACCUUUCAGCUGCCCAUGUGCACAUAUAAACGUAUUGAUCAUGUAUCCUGUGAAAUCCUAGCUGUGCUGAGGCUGGCCUGUGUGGACACCUCCUCCAAUGAGGUUGCAAUCAUGGUUUCUAGCAUCAUCCUGCUGAUGACACCCUUCUGCCUGGUUCUCUUGUCCUACAUCCAGAUCAUCUCCACCAUCCUAAAGAUCCAGUCCACAGAGGGGAGGAGAAAAGCCUUCCACACCUGUGCCUCCCACCUCACAGUGGUUGCCCUGUGCUAUGGCAUGGCCAUUUUCACCUACACCCAGCCCCGCUCCAGCCCUGCUGUUCUUCAGGAGAAGUUGAUCUCUGUCUUCUAUGCUAUUUUGAUGCCUGUGCUGAACCCCAUGAUUUAUACUCUAAGGAACAAAGAGGUGAAGGGGGCCUGGCAGAAACUAUUAGGAAAAUUAUCUGGAUUAAAAUCUAAAAUGUCAACUUGAUGAAUCAUGAGCAUCAUUUGGAGAAAAGAGCCUUGCUUGUGUGUUCUCCCAGUCAGCUCAGAUACGACAGGCGUCAACUGCAUUGCCCUGGCAACCAGGAAAGAGAUGACGAAAUGUGUGCUGGUAGGAGGCUGAGUGGUUGGGUUGGGGGGUGGGAUGUGAGAAUACUUUUAUGUCAUUGCAGCAUGUUCAAUGCAGUUGAGCACUGAUGUAAUAGAAUUUUGUGCCCUGAUUCAUCUCCAUUCAUACUGCCUGAGAGUCAUGGGGAAAAAAAUCAUUUACUGCUUUGAUGGGUCAUGUUGUUUGUAAUCAUGGACCCAUUUGUGGAUCUUCCUUUGGACCACUGGUUCUUAUUCAUCCAAAUUUUGUACAAGGUUAUCAUGUUUCCAUUGGGAACAAAACCUUUUCACAUUUUAGACUCACUUAAAAUAAUGCCUUUUCUGUAUAGACACAUUCAGUAAUUGUGUGAGUCACUGUUCUGAGGAAAGUGAGCUGGACGUAACGUGGUGGAUGUAAUGUGUUUGUCUGAGUGCUGGAGGUAACUCAGCAGAGAAGCAGAAACUAAAGAUCUUAUUUUACUCUAAUAGGAAUAUAACUGACUUUUGUUUGUAUAUGAGGAAUAACUACAUUUUAAGCUCUCCUUGAUAGUAUACAAACAAUUUGAAAGGAAGUUUCUUGCAUACAUAAAGGGCUACCAUGUAAAUGUUAAAAUUGUUUAAUCUCUAAAAAAAUCUCUUAACUCUUUUCCUAGAGUUUAGAAACAAAAUAAGCACAUAAAAUUUAAGAUAAUGUAUAAAAUAUUAAAGCUGUCAUUAAUCUUAGAAAAGAUAGAUUCUUUAGCCAAAGCCAAUGAAAGAUAACGUAAAAUGAAAGAUUUUGUGAAUCAGGAUAGUUCACCCAGCUAUGCAGAUAUUACCCUCAAUUAUUCAUAUUAAAGGCAAUGCCCCAUCUGUUUGCUUAUACACACACACAGGGCUGUAGUUGAUCUUUGCAAAUCUAGUGAGCUGAAGAAGUCUCAAGGGUAGAUGCCAAGUCUGACAAAAGUCUAACUAAGGAAAAAGAGGGUGAAGAAAUAAUUGUAUAAUGGUUAAAGAAGGGGAAAGAGGAGAAAGAAUAUGAUAGCAGCUUAUCUUUUAUUUCCCUCUAAGAACUCACAAAUCUUCUAUUGUGUCUUCUUCAUUUAGUUGAUUUGCAGUUCUAUUUGUGAUCACAUUAUCAACACAACUCAGUGUUUGAGCAAGCUUAAGAUUUAUGUAAUCCAGAGCCCAUUUGAUAUUUUAAUAUUGCUUUAAAAAUUCCAGACGUAAAAUUUGAAAUGUAGGUAAGCCUCCUAAAAGUUGUCAAUUCCAGUGGGUUAAAUUUCUAUUGGUGUUAAUCCAAGAAUUAUUAAUGGAAAGUCUACUAUGUGUGUGUAACAGUGAACGGUUUUUGAAACAAAAUGGUCAAGAAGAUAAAGGCCUGACAAUAAUAGGAUGAUAAGGUCUGAUAGAAAAUGAAGCAAUUAAAAUGCAGCAUGAUGAGGGUCACAGAGAAUAAGACUUUGGGGGUGACAGCAGAAGUCUUCCUGUAUGAAAAGACCAAACAGACCCAGGUGGAGACCAGGAAGGUGAGAACAAGUGAUCCGGAUGAAAGCAACCCAAAGAAAGGAACAGCUUGUGAAAGGUGCAGA